Molecule: messenger RNA, 1393 nt
Organism: Panicum virgatum (switchgrass)
Lineage: Eukaryota; Viridiplantae; Streptophyta; Magnoliopsida; Poales; Poaceae
Product: protein MICROTUBULE BINDING PROTEIN 2C-like
Exons: 5
Coding region: 207-1145 (312 amino acids)
Biological process (GO): plasmodesmata-mediated intercellular transport
Molecular function (GO): microtubule binding
Source: RefSeq, a predicted model, not a curated record
CUUAGAAAAGCAAGCAACCGGCCGGCCCGGUCCUACCCGAGCCCAACGUCUCGGAAAGCCUUAAACCCACGACCCCGACUCCAUUCCCAUUCCUCCAGCCGUUUCCACCCCAAUUCCAUUCCAUUCGGUUACAUUUCCACCCCGCAUUAUUCGUUCGUUCUCCUCCCCCGAUUCCGAUUUCGGUUCGAUUUCAAACGGGCCACGGAAUGCACGACCGAUCCCAGCCGGCGGAGGCCGGCAACGGCUGCGGGGGCGGGGGCGGGGCGGCCGGCGAGGGCGGCGGCGGCGGGAACGUGGAUCGGGUGCUGUUCAAGAACCUCGUGGAGAUGGUGCCGCUCGUCGAGUCGCUCAUGGACCGGAGGGUAAACCCAUCCUACUCGCGCCGCGCCUCGCUCGUCUACACGCCGGCGCCGGCCAAGAAGGCGAGCGAUUUGAAGAGCGUCAAGUCGCCACAGAGCGUGUCGGCGAAAAAGCGGAGAGACCCGGGUGAUGCAGCCAAAAAGAGCACCCUGGAUUCCAAUGGCGAGAACGGUUCGGUCGCGCCAUUGUCUCUGUCUGGGGCUGAAAAUAAACCCAAGGAUGAGGUUGCUGUGCUGCGUGAGCAGAUCGAUGACCUGCAAAAGAAACUGCUCGAGAAGGAGGAGGCGCUAAGGUGUGCUCAGAGCUCGGUGAAUGAGAUGAAUGCAGCAUAUGCGACUAUUGAUGAGCUGAGGCGCCAGGUGGCUGAGAAAGAAGCUUUGAUCAGAUCUACCAAUUCUCAGUUGCAUGAUGCAAAGAUUAUGCUUGCGGACAAACAAGCUUCUUUAGAGAAAUUGGAAUGGGAGGUACAGAUGUCGAAUAAAAAAGUAGAAGAUCUUCAAGGAGAUAUGUUCAAUAUGGAAUUUGAGAUAAGCUCAUUGAUGGCAUUAUUUGAGAAAAUUUCAGAGAAUGUUUCAGGUGACUGUUAUGAUGGCAGUAUGCCAUCAUCAUAUGAAUUAGAGGCACUUCAAACAACGACUGAAAUUGACAAGAUUGAGGUUGACAAGAUAGAGCAGGAAAGAAUAACAUAUGCUGAAGCUCUCGCGGCUGCGAGAGAGAACCCUAACGAGGAGCGCUUGAAUUUAGCUGCGGAGGCACGGUCAAGGCUGCAGGUCCUUGUACUAUAAUGCCCCCUUCUGAUUGCAAGUGUAUGUAUGAUAAUGCUGAAGUGCUGAUGUAAUUGUAAGUUCUGGCUUGAGUUGAGUUGAGUUGAGGUGCUUGUGGAAUUGCUCUAGUGGUGAUGGAUUAAGCGCUGUAAACUUGCUUUUGUUUCAUUUUGUAAUCAUAUUUAUUCAGUCCUGAGCACUGCAUUGUGUAUCGGGAAAUUUCAGCUAUACUUCAGAUAUACCUGUGAUAGAAUUCGAAGAUGUAUGCC